AUGGCAGUGACCAGUCUGUGGCCCUGGGGAGCAUGGCUGCUUAUGAUCCUCCUCUCUUUGGGAUUUGGCCUGGACAAACUAGAGGUGUGCCCCAGUCUGGACAUCCGCUCUGAGGUGGCAGAGCUGCGGCGUCUGGAGAACUGCAGUGUGGUGGAGGGCCACUUGCAGAUCCUGCUCAUGUUCACAGCCACAGGAGAGGACUUCCAUGGUCUCAGCUUCCCACGCCUCACCCAGGUCACUGACUACCUGCUGCUCUUUCGUGUCUAUGGCCUGGAGAGCCUGCGUGACCUAUUCCCCAAUCUAGCAGUGAUCCGUGGAGCCCGCCUCUUCCUGGGCUAUGCUCUGGUCAUCUUUGAAAUGCCACACCUGCGUGACGUGGGACUUCCCGAGCUGGGGGCUGUGAUGCGUGGGGCGGUGCGCGUGGAAAAGAACCAAGAGCUCUGCCACCUCUCCACCAUUGACUGGGGUCUGCUGCAGCCUGCACCUGGAGCCAACCACAUCGUGGGCAACAAGCUGGAUGAAGAGUGUGCUGACGUUUGCCCUGGAGUGCUGGGCGCUGCCGGAGAACCCUGUGCUAGGACCACUUUCAGUGGGCACACUGACUACAGGUGCUGGACUUCCAGCCACUGCCAGAGAGUGUGUCCCUGUCCGCAUGGGUUGGCCUGCACGGCCGGGGGCGAGUGCUGCCACACAGAAUGUCUAGGGGGCUGCAGCCGGCCAGAAGACCCUCGUGCCUGUGUAGCCUGCCGCCACCUCUACUUCCAGGGUGCCUGCCACAGGGCCUGCCCUCCAGGCACCUACCAGCAUGAGUCCUGGCGCUGUGUCACAGCCGAACACUGUGCCAGCCUGCGCUCUGUGCCAGGCCGGGCCUCCACCUUCGGCAUCCACCAAGGCAGCUGCCUAGCCCAGUGCCCUCCAGGCUUUACCCGUAAUGGCAGCAGCAUAUUCUGCCACAAGUGCGAGGGGCUGUGCCCUAAAGAGUGCAAGGUAGGCACCAAGACCAUCGACUCCGUCCAGGCGGCCCAGGACCUGGUGGGCUGCACCCACGUGGAGGGGAGCCUCAUCCUCAACCUACGCCAGGGCUACAACCUGGAGUCAGAGUUGCAGCACAGCCUGGGGUUGGUAGAGACCAUCACUGGCUUCCUGAAAAUCAAGCACUCCUUUGCCUUGGUGUCCCUGGGCUUUUUCCAGAACCUCAAACUAAUCCGAGGAGACACCAUGGUGGAUGGGAACUACACUUUGUAUGUGCUGGACAACCAGAACCUACAACAGCUGGGGUCCUGGGUGGCCUUGGGGCUCACCAUUCCUAUGGGCAAGAUCUACUUCGCCUUCAAUCCACGCCUCUGCUUGGAGCACAUCUACCGACUGGAGGAGGUGACUGGCACACGAGGCCGGCAAAAUAAGGCUGAGAUCAACCCCCGCACCAAUGGAGAUCGCGCUGCCUGCCAGACUCGCACCCUGCGCUUCGUGUUCAACUUAACUGAAGCCAACCGCAUCCUGCUACGCUGGGAGCGCUAUGAGCCGCUGGAAGCCCGGGACUUACUCAGCUUCAUCGUGUACUACAAGGAGUCCCCAUUCCAGAAUGCCACGGAGCACGUGGGUCCAGAUGCCUGUGGAACCCAGAGCUGGAACCUGCUGGAUGUAGAGCUACCCCUAAGCCGCACCCAGGAACCAGGGGUGACCCUAGCCCCCCUCAAACCUUGGACACAGUAUGCAGUGUUUGUGCGGGCCAUCACACUGACCACUGCUGAGGACAGUCCCCAUCAAGGAGCCCAGAGUCCUAUUGUCUAUCUCCGUACCCUGCCAGCAGCACCCACAGUGCCCCAAGACGUCAUAUCCACGUCCAACUCUUCUUCCCACCUCCUGGUUCGCUGGAAGCCACCAAACCAGCGCAACGGAAACAUCACUUACUACCUGGUGCUGUGGCAACGGCUGGCAGAGGACGGCGACCUGUACCUCAAUGACUACUGCCACCGCGGUUUGCGGCUACCCACCAGCAACCACGACCCCCGCUUCCACCGCGAAGACGGGGUACCUGAGGCGGAGACUGAGCCUGGCUGCUGCCCUUGCCAACACUCACCUCCUGGACAGGUCCUGCCGCCGCUGGAAGCGCAGGAAGCCUCGUUCCAAAAGAAGUUUGAAAACUUUCUACACAAUGCCAUCACCAUCCCCAAAUCCCCUUGGAAGGUGACGUCCAUCAACAAGAGCCCCCAAAGGGACUCCGGGAGGCACCGCCGGGCAGCAGGGACCCGCGGACUAGGAAGCAACAGCUCGGAUUUUGAGAUCCAAGAGGACAAGGUUCCCCGGGAGCGAGCGGUUCUGAGCGGCUUGCGCCAUUUCACGGAAUACCGGAUCGACAUCCAUGCCUGCAACCACGCGGCGCACACCGUGGGCUGCAGCGCCGCCACCUUCGUCUUUGCCCGCACCAUGCCUCACAGAGAAGCGGAUGAUAUCCCAGGGAAGGUGGCCUGGAAGGCAGCCAGCAAGAGCAGUGUCCUCUUGCACUGGCUUGAGCCAUCUGAUCCCAAUGGACUCAUCCUCAAGUAUGAAAUCAAGUAUCGUCGCUUGGGAGAAGAGGCCACCGUGCUGUGUGUUUCCCGCCUUCGAUAUGCCAAAGUUGGUGGGGUUCACCUAGCCCUGCUGCCCCCUGGAAACUACUCUGCUAGAGUUCGGGCCACCUCACUGGCUGGCAAUGGCUCCUGGACAGACAGUGUCGCCUUCUACAUCCCUGGUCCAGAGGAAGAGGACUCCGGGGGGCUGCACAUCCUCCUUACAGUCACCCCCGUGGGGCUCAUGCUGCUUAUCAUUCUUGCAGCCCUCGGUUUCUUCUAUGGCAAAAAGAGAAGCAGCACCCUGUAUACCUCUGUGAAUCCGGAGUAUUUCAGUGCCUCUAAUAUGUACGUCCCUGAUGAAUGGGAGGUGCCUCGGGAGCAGAUCUCCAUAAUCCGGGAGCUGGGUCAGGGCUCUUUUGGGAUGGUGUAUGAGGGGCUGGCACGAGGACUUGAGGCUGGAGAUGAGGCCACACCUGUGGCCCUGAAGACAGUGAAUGAGCUGGCCAGUGCACGAGAACGCAUUGAGUUUCUCAAGGAAGCUUCUGUCAUGAAGGCAUUCAACUGUCCAUCUCAGGUACGUCUCCUGGGUGUGGUGUCUCAGGGUCAGCCAACUCUAGUCAUCAUGGAGUUAAUGACCCGUGGGGAUCUCAAAGAGCUUCCCUCUCUCAACCAGAACAACCCUGGGCUCCCACGGCCUGCACUAGGCGAUAUGAUACAGAUGGCUGGUGAGAUUGCAGAUGGCAUGGCCUACCUUGCCGCCAACAAGUUUGUGCACCGAGACCUGGCAGCCCGCAACUGCAUGGUGUCCCAGGACUUCACUGUCAAAAUCGGGGACUUCGGCAUGACUCGGGAUGUGUAUGAGACAGACUAUUACCGCAAGGGUGGGAAGGGGCUGCUGCCGGUGCGCUGGAUGGCCCCCGAGUCCCUCAAGGACGGAAUCUUCACCACCCACUCGGAUGUCUGGUCGUUUGGUGUGGUGCUUUGGGAGAUUGUAACCUUGGCUGAACAACCCUACCAGGGCCUGUCCAACGAGCAGGUACUGAAGUUCGUCAUGGAUGGAGGGGUCCUGGAGGAGCUGGAGGGCUGUCCGCUUCAGCUGCAGGAGCUGAUGAGCCGCUGCUGGCAGCCGAGCCCACGCCUGCGCCCAACCUUCACCCACAUUCUGGACAGCAUACAGGAGGAGCUGCGGCCCUCCUUCCGCCUUCUUUCCUUUUAUUACAGCCCAGAGUGCCAGCGAGGCAGGGCCUCCCUGCUAUCCACCAAUGCAGAGCCUGACUUCCCCCCAACCUCAAAUGGGUCUCCAGACUACAAUCCCCCAAAUGGGGGUCUAAGGCACUGA
Molecule: messenger RNA, 3891 nt
Organism: Castor canadensis (American beaver)
Lineage: Eukaryota; Metazoa; Chordata; Mammalia; Rodentia; Castoridae
Source: RefSeq, a predicted model, not a curated record